This is a messenger RNA of Daucus carota subsp. sativus, 2895 nucleotides long. RefSeq names its product probable glycosyltransferase STELLO1. Bases 373 to 2658 code for a protein of 761 amino acids. The transcript has 3 exons. The record is from RefSeq and is a predicted model, not a curated record. Lineage: Eukaryota; Viridiplantae; Streptophyta; Magnoliopsida; Apiales; Apiaceae.
GCGAAGGGUAGGAAAAAAUGGAAAGCCCAACCAACAAAGGGGAAUAUAGAUGGAGAAAGAAAGCAAGUGGGGCCCAUCCAACGCACACUCAACUAAAAAAACUAGAAGAGGCAGAGCAGGAGAGUUGCAUUCAAGCCUAAGCAAACACAAGUAUCCCCAUACUUGUCGGCAACAUUUCCUAUUUUCACCUCUUUCACUUUCACCGAUACACACAAAUCUAUAUAUACACACACUCACCGAGUUCAUUAUCACCUCACUUCCACUUUCUAUGCACAGCUCAAAUUGGUGAGACAAGAAUUUGAUUGAGGAGAAACAAGAAAACAAGAAGGCUUUGAUUUCUGGUUUAUUUCUGAGUCUUUAAGACUGGAUUCAAUGUUGGUCCAAGAUCGUGUAAACCCGAAAGGAGAGCCUGGAUCAAAAUCAACGAGCCGUCAUCCAAGUCGCUUCUCGGAGUCCAAAUCUCUUGAUUUCUCCACUUGGGUCAAUGAUAAUCUUUACAAAGUCUUCAUUGUGGGGUUGCUGAUUGCCACUGUUGUAGCGCUUUUCUUUCUCCGCAACGCGGGUGACUCGGCUGCGCUUCUUUGCUUUCAGUCUCAGGCGAAACCCAUUGAGAAAACUUUGCAUUUUCCGGCUGUGGAUUGGACUAAAGUUGAGGAAAUUCGAGAUAAAUCAACCCCUUAUGCUAAUUUCCAAUCGGAGAAUUGGAUUGUGGUGUCUGUGGAGAGUUAUCCGACUGAUUCAGUUCGCAAUCUUGCCAAGAUUAAGGGAUGGCAGGUUCUAGCAAUUGGGGAUUCCAGGACUCCGGAUGAUUGGAGCUUGAAAGGUACUAUCUUUUUGUCUCUGCAGCAGCAAGCUAAAUUAGGGUUUAGGGUUGUUGAUUAUUUGCCUUAUGGUUCUUUUGUUAGAAAGUCUGUUGGGUAUUUGUUUGCAAUUCAACAUGGGGCGAAAAGGAUCUUUGAUGCUGAUGAUCGCGGUGAGGUGAUUGGUAAUGAUCUGGGGAAGCAUUUUGAUGUGGAUUUAGUUGGAGAAAAUGCUAGACAAGAGGUUAUAUUGCAGUAUGGUCGUGAAAAUCCUAAUAGGACUGUUGUGAAUCCGUACAUUCAUUUUGGGCAGAGGUCGGUUUGGCCGAGGGGAUUGCCAUUGGAGAAUGUUGGUGAUAUUGGUCAUGAAUUGUAUUAUAAUCAAGUGUUUGGUGGGAAGCAAUUUAUUCAACAGGGAAUAUCUAAUGGUCUUCCUGAUAUUGAUUCGGUGUUUUAUUUUACUAGGAAGCCAGGUUUGGAUGGAUUUGAUAUUAGGUUUGAUGAACGUUCUCCAAAAGUGGCGCUGCCACAAGGUGUUAUGGCGCCAGUUAAUUCUUUUAAUACUAUGUACCAUUCAUCGGCAUUUUGGGGUCUGAUGCUUCCUGUUUCUGUAAGUUCAAUGGCUUCUGAUGUAUUGAGGGGUUAUUGGGGCCAGAGGCUUUUAUGGGAAAUUGGUGGUUAUCUUGUUGUAUAUCCCCCUACUGUACAUAGGUAUGAUAGAGUUGAAGCUUACCCUUUUUCUGAAGAGAAAGAUCUUCAUGUAAAUGUUGGUCGUUUAAUUAAGUUUUUGAUCUCCUGGAGAUCAAGUAAGCAUAGAUUUUUUGAGAAAAUUUUGGAGCUGAGUUUUGCAAUGGCUGAGGAAGGCUUUUGGUCGGAGAAGGAUGUGAAGUUUACUGCUGCUUGGCUUCAAGACUUGAUUGCAGUUGGGUACAAGCAGCCCAGGCUGAUGUCCCUUGAAUUGGAUAGGCCACAGGCAAAUAUUGGUCAUGGAGACAGGCAGGACUUUAUUCCUCAAAAGUUACCGUCAGUUCAUCUUGGAGUUGAUGAAAGUGGAACAGUAAAUUAUGAAAUCGGAAAUUUAAUUAGGUGGAGGAAGAACUUUGGGAAUGUAGUGCUUAUAAUGUUCUGUACUGGCCCUAUUGAGCGUACUGCUUUAGAGUGGAGAUUGCUCUAUGGAAGGAUAUUUAAGUCGGUCAUUAUUUUGUCGGAGCAGAAAAAUGUAGAUCUUGCUGUUGAAGAAGCCAAGCUUGACCAUGUAUACAAGCAUCUCCCAAACAUAUUGAAUAGAUUUACGAGUGCAGAAGGGUUCCUGUUCCUCCAAGAUGAUACUAUUCUUAAUUACUGGAACUUAAUACAAGCAGAUAAGGAUAAGCUCUGGAUUACAAACAAGGUGUCCAAGUCCUGGAGUUCUGUUCCAGUUUCUGGGAAAUCGGAUUGGUUUGUGCAACAAGCAGAAAUGGUGAAGAAAGUUGUUGCUACUAUGCCAGUUCACUUCCAAGUUAGUUAUAAGGAAUCAAUGAAGAGUGACAUGACCCUUACCUUAUGCAGUUCUGAGGUAUUUUACAUACCUCGUAGAUCUGUAGCUGACUACAUUGAUCUUGUGAAUCUAAUUGGCCAUCUAGAUAUGCAUCAAAAGGUCGCAAUACCCAUGAUCUUUUUAGCAAUGGAUUCAGCAGAUAACUUUGACUCCAUCUUCAAUUCAAUGGUAUAUAAGCGAAAACAGCCUUCUAAUUCCUCAACAUUCUAUUCGCCGGAAGCAGCUGCUGUUCACCCAUGGAAUGUCUCGAGUGAGCAAGACUUCAUAAAGCUCAUAAGAAUAAUGGCAGCAGGCGAUCCUCUUUUAAUGGAGUUGGUAUAAGUUCUAGAUGCAGAGAAGAGUGUCAACACUUGUUGAAACUUCGCACACAUCACUUGUAACACUUAGACCAAAGCCUGAAGCUUUUUGUACAAUUCCUUCAAAAGGAAGCAUUAGAUUGUAGAGACGUCCUCUGUUGUUUAUAUCUUCGGGGGAUAAAGAUUAUGUAGGGAUGCUCCUUUUUGACAAUAUAAACUGUACAUUUUUUGUACAAUUAAAGAAUUGGUCUUUCUCCCUGUA